Molecule: messenger RNA, 1496 nt
Organism: Erythranthe guttata (spotted monkey flower)
Lineage: Eukaryota; Viridiplantae; Streptophyta; Magnoliopsida; Lamiales; Phrymaceae
Source: RefSeq, a predicted model, not a curated record
GGUUUCUCACCAGAAACAGCUAUGGCAGCUACGAAUAAUAUAGCUCCACGUGUAGCCAUUUUCCUGUUUCUAAGUUGUUCUUCAUUUGCAGCUGCUGCAAAACAUGUCUAUGAAUCGAAGCCUUUCAACCGCACUGAUUUUCCACCUGGUUUUCUUUUUGGAGCUGCUUCUUCUGCUUAUCAAUUUGAAGGUGCUGCAUUUGAAGGUGGGAAAGGACCUAGUAUUUGGGAUACUUACACUCACCAAUUUCCAGGUUUCCUCUCUCUCAUAGGGAUAACACCAUUUGUGACACUAUUUCAUUGGGACCUCCCUCAAGCACUAGAGGAUGAAUAUAGAGGCUUCCUAAGUCCUCUAAUUGUGGACGAUUAUCUGGAUUUCGUGGAACUUUGCUUUAAGAAUUUCGGAGACCGCGUUAAGAAUUGGAUCACAUUCAACGAGCCGUUUGUGUUCACAAACGGGGGCUACGAUGGGGGAUUUCUCGGGACUCUAGCCCCCGGUCGGUGCUCGUUGUGGGGCAAUAGCCCCCAGGGCGACGCAGUGAAAGAGCCCUAUUUUGUUGCUCAUCAUAUUCUCAUUAGCCAUGCUGCAGCUGUUAAAUUAUAUAGAACAAAAUACAAGCCAACUCAAAAGGGUCAAAUCGGGAUAACGAUAGUGACUCAUUGGUUCGUACCGUAUUCGAACAGCAGACUCGAUGUUAUAGCAGCACAACGAGCCCUCGAUUUCGUUUUUGGGUGGUUUAUUCAUCCAGUAGUAUACGGAGAAUAUCCAAAAACAAUGAGACCGAUUGCUGGUAGUCGAUUGCCACGAUUUACGACGGAGCAAAGUGCGUUAUUGAAGGGAUCGUAUGAUUUUAUAGGACUGAAUUAUUAUACCGGGAACUAUGCAGCUCAUAUUCUAACUCGCAACGGAAACGUUAGCAGCACUUCCGAUCAAAUGGUUCGUCUCUCAACUGAUAUCAAUGGUGUGCAGAUCGGGGACCCAACCGGAGUUAGCAUAUUUUAUAGCUACCCGAAAGGACUUCACGAUCUUCUAGUCUACACGAAGGAGAAAUACAACAACCCUCCGAUUUACAUUACCGAAAACGGUCUCGGCGACGAGAACAAUGACACCAUGGAACACCUCACUCAAGAUCCACAACGAAUCGAUUUCUACAAUCGUCAUCUCCAUGCUAUUCGGAAAGCAAUUGCGGAAGGUGUAAAUGUGAAGGGAUUUAUUGCAUGGUCAUUUUUGGAUAAUUUCGAAUGGGCCUCGGGAUAUACACAACGGUUCGGGCUUGUCUACGUGGAUUACAAAAACGGGCUCAAAAGAAUUCCCAAGAAAUCGGCACUUUGGUUUAAGAAGUGCAUCCAAAAAAUUAAAUAAGCGCUAGUUGUAAACGCGCUUUUAUUUAACUCUGUUAAGUAAAUUACCGGCGUGACCCUUUAAUUUGCUGGUAAUAAAUAAAUGUUAUGGUGUAGUUCUUUUGGUAAUAAAUUACUCUUUUCGUUCUUCAUUAA